This is a messenger RNA of Gastrolobium bilobum, 1781 nucleotides long. RefSeq names its product probable amidase At4g34880. The record is from RefSeq and is a predicted model, not a curated record. The transcript is spliced from 6 exons. NCBI's taxonomy places the organism in Eukaryota, Viridiplantae, Streptophyta, Magnoliopsida, Fabales, Fabaceae. The coding region runs from base 33 to 1625 and encodes 530 amino acids.
CACAAUCACUCUGAAGAUUAGUGGGUGUUCUCAUGGCUUCCACUACACUACAGGAAUUCUCUUUGAGCUUUUUCCGAUUCCUUUUUCUGAUCAUAGUUGUCAGUACAUUCUCUUCUUUGAGAUCAACUUCGUCGGCAAAGGGGUUCUCAGUAGAGGAGGCAACCGUGCAUGAUCUCCAACUUGCUUUCCAAAGAAACCAAUUAACCUCUAGGCAACUCGUUGAGUUCUACCUCAAACAAAUACAAACCCAAAACCCAGUUCUUAAAGGGGUGUUGGAGGUUAACCCAGAUGCACUAGCACAAGCAGACACAGCUGACCAAGAGAGAAAGGCUAAGGCACCAGGGUCUCUUUCAGGCUUGCAUGGAAUACCAAUUUUGCUUAAGGAUAUCAUUGCAACUAAGGAUAAGCUGAACACCACUGCAGGCUCUUAUGCACUGCUUGGCUCUGUGGUGCCAAGAGAUGCAGGUGUAGUUUCCAAAUUAAGGAAAGCUGGGGCUAUCAUAUUAGGGAAGGCCACCCUCAGCGAGUGGUCACAUUAUAGGUCAAAUGGUUUAGCACCUAAUGGAUGGAGUGCCAGAGGUGGACAGGGAAAGAAUCCAUACACAAUGGGUGAUCCCUGUGGGUCCAGUAGCGGAUCAGCAAUAUCUGUUGCAGCAAAUUUGGUGGCAGUGUCCCUUGGUUCUGAGACUGAUGGUUCCAUUUUAUGCCCUUCAUCAUUUAAUUCAUUAGUGGGCAUCAAACCAACCGUUGGUCUCACAAGUAGAGCUGGGGUAAUUCCAAUCAGCUCAAGACAAGACACGGUUGGACCAAUUUGCAGGACUGUAUCAGAUGCUGCUAUUGUUCUUGAAACCAUUGCAGGCAUCGACACUAAUGAUCAGGCAACAAUUGAAUCAUCAAAGUAUGUCCCCACAGGUGGCUAUUCUCAAUUUCUAAAGGAAGAUGGGCUAAGAGGAAAAAGAUUAGGAAUAGUGAGAUUAUUCUACAACUUUGGGAAUGAUACUUUUCUUCAUGAAACUUUUAAGCUACACCUAAAAACAAUAAGGGAAAAGGGUGCAAUUUUGAUUGACAAUUUGGAGAUAGAUAAUAUUGAUGAAAUUCUUAGUGGUACGAGUGAAAGUAUUGCUUUGGAAUUUGAAGUCAAAUUAUCCUUGAACGCAUAUCUUAAAGACUUAGUUGCCUCCCCAGUGAGAAGCUUGGCCGAUGUGAUAGACUUCAAUAAAAAUCACUCAAAAUUGGAGAAACUUGUUGAGUACGGCCAAGAUCUCUUGUUGCAAGCUCAAAAGACAAAUGGAAUUGGGGAAACACAGAGUCAAGCAUUAUUAAAUAUGACAAGAUUGUCACAAAAUGGAUUUGAGAAACUAAUGAUAAGAAAUAAACUUGAUGCGGUGGUGAUACCUUUUUCAAGAUUUAGUCCUGUACUUGCUAUUGGAGGUUACCCUGGAGUAAUUGUUCCAGCAGGAUAUAAAGAGAGUAUGCCAUUUGGAAUUUGCUUUGGAGGUUUGAAAGGUUCAGAGCCAACGCUGAUUGAAAUUGCUUAUUCAUUUGAGCAAGCAACUAAGAUUAGGAAGCCUCCUCCACUUCCAGAGUUAAAGUAUCUUUCACGGGAAGACAAUUUGUUCGAGUGAGGAACAUCCAAAUCAUGGCAGGACCAAUUCUCUCAAAGGAAUUUACUUUAUUUUCUAAUAUUUAAUAAGAGUACUUAUAAAAUUUGUUAUUUAGCCCAUGUUGUGAUUAGUGGCUAUGAUUAUGAACCUCCUAGAUGGUGUGGAAUAUUCCCCUAU